Messenger RNA from Funneliformis geosporum, 260 nucleotides. The record is from the annotation of a GenBank genome assembly. Lineage: Eukaryota; Fungi; Glomeromycota; Glomeromycetes; Glomerales; Glomeraceae.
CAAUUAUUCGGGACUACGUCGGAUUGUGUCAAAUCAUUGGAAUUAUCAAGUUUGGAGAGAAAAUGUCAUUUUCAGAAUUAAUAGGCGAGUUGAAGGGAGAGUUAAAAUCACUUGUUGUAUUUGUCGAGAAUGCAAGUAGGUGGAAAAUAACUGAUGAAGGGAGGUGGUUAGAAAAAUUUGGUGCUAUAGUUAAACAAUCUUAUGAGAGAUCGUCUAGGAAGGCAUUGUUGGAAAUAACAGAAAAUACUAAUAUUUUGUAA